Molecule: messenger RNA, 2160 nt
Organism: Drosophila serrata
Lineage: Eukaryota; Metazoa; Arthropoda; Insecta; Diptera; Drosophilidae
Product: dynein intermediate chain 3, ciliary
Biological process (GO): outer dynein arm assembly; cilium movement
Cellular component (GO): outer dynein arm
Molecular function (GO): dynein heavy chain binding; dynein light chain binding
Source: RefSeq, a predicted model, not a curated record
UCAUUUGGUUUUCUUAUAGCUAAUUCCAUUUCCAGCUUACCACAUCUACUGCGAUAAAUUGAUCAAAACUAUCUGUGCUCAGCUAAAAGAAAUUUCGUAAUAUUUUUGUAACAUAGCAGCUAUCGUAUAUAUUCUUAAACUCUAUAAAAUAUCCCCAAAUGGGUACCUUGGGCAACUCACUAACCGUGGUGCGGGAGCGCCGCCGCUUCGGACGCCAGUGCCUUUUCACUGACCGCAACGAGAUGAUCCUCAGCAUCCAGCCAAGCGGACGCAUGCGCUUGAAGUAUAUCCUGCGGAACCCUAUCAACGAGGGGACGCAGUUAUCCGAUCAGAUGGCGCUGUCCUCGAUCAUUACCCACAAUGUGGUCUUGGACUCGCACGGCAUAAACCACUACGAGGGCGGUUGGAAUAAGGAGGUAAACGUUAUGGACGAGGAGUCCACUAUGCGCUACCGCAAGAAGGUCGAGAGAGACGACUCGUGGGGUCGAGUUAAUCAGUUAAUCCGCGACGUGAUGACGAUUAGCUGCCAGAACAACGCUAUUAACAUCUAUGAGGACUAUUUCACGGACUUGGCCGAGGAUCUUGGUCACGGGAUCAAGAUGCGCCUAGACGCCAGAGGCAUCAACGUUUUCCACGACCUGUGGGUACCACAGCGCACGCUAGCCAUGUGCGAGUGGUUGAACAAUGACCCGAGCCAGUUUGUGCUAUCGUACAUCAAUGACAAGGGCAAGGAGCUCAUCAACAUGAUGCCGGAUGGCACCGGCAACCCCAAUACCUUCUAUGUGUGGGACGUGGACGACCCCACACGCCCGGUGGCCCACUACGAAGCCAACAAGAGGGUACAGAUCGCCAGGGUCUGCAUGAAGAACGAGAGCUUCAUGGUGGGUGGCCUCAACAAUGGCCAGGUGUGCUACUGGGAGACCUCCGAAAUGGGAGCACCAAAAAAGGUUUGUCCACUGGAGGCCUCGCAUCGCGAAGAGACAACGGCCCUGUGCUGGGUGCACAACAAAUCGAAUACCGAGUUUUACACCGGCUCCUUGGACGGGUCCGUCAAGUACUGGGACACUCGCGACAUGAUGAUGCCUGUAAAUGAGGUAAUAGCCGAGCCGAAUCCUGAAUUGGUGCAGAAUCGACAGAACGCGCACGGGGUCACCGUGAUGGAGUUCGAGUAUACAAUUCCGGUGCGCUACAUUAUUUGCACGGAUAUGGGCUAUGUGUUCGUGGGCAACCGGAAGGGUCUCACACCUGCGGAAACCAUCACAGCCGCAUAUCCGAUGUUCUCCGGACCCAUCCGCAGCGUUAUGCGCAAUCCGUUCUUCGUGAAGAAUUUCCUGCUCAUCGGUGACUGGCGUGCCCGGAUCUGGUCGGAGGAGGUGAAGAAUUGCCCGAGUACCUUCUACUUCCGCAGCAAGCAUCAAUUGCUAAGCGGUGCCUGGAGCACCGGACGCUGCUCGCUCUUCGUCACCGGCGACGAACGUGGCAACUUGCAUUUCUGGGACCUUCUAAUGAGUCAUCAAAAACCAUGUCUGACCGUCAAGUUCCCGCACGCAAUUACCUAUUUGGUCUUUCGCCCAGAUGGACAUCUGCUUACUGUGUGCCUCAAGAACGGAGACUGCAUGAUUCUGCGGCUAGAAGAAGGCAUGCGAAGUGCCACAAUCAAGGAGAAGUCACUCAUUAUGGCGAUGUUCGAGCGAGAGAUUUCUAGAUGCAAGCUACUAGAGGCUCGAGAGGAGGAAAUGAAGCUUAAGAAGCGCCUUACCAUGUCUGUUCAGGAGGAAGAAAUCGUACCUGCGGAAAAAAUUGAUCCCAAGAAGAAAAAGGGACCAGUCAAAAAGGAUGCAGCGGAAAUAGAACUCCAAGAAGAUGAGGCCAGUGCUUUUGUGAAGCUUGUUGAGAACGACACCGAGUUUGGCCAGGCAAUGCUGGAGUUCAAUGAGGCUAUGGACGCCAUUGCCGUCAAGCGGUCCAAGAGGGUGUUCGUCGUGGAGCACACCGUCUUUGAGGUGGAUCAGACCGCUUAAAGUGCGACUAAAUACUUAAAUUACAUCCUUUAUAAAAUAUAUAUAUAGAUAUAUAUCUUUCGGUGAAUUUUCACAUUCUGUAUUCUGUAAACAAUGUAUGCAAUCUAAUAAACGCAGUAUAAAGCGGUUACCAAAAAGA